This is a messenger RNA of Synchiropus splendidus (mandarinfish), 1158 nucleotides long. It is a transcript of the gene saraf, whose product is annotated as store-operated calcium entry-associated regulatory factor. The transcript is spliced from 7 exons. Bases 87 to 1064 code for a protein of 325 amino acids. Gene Ontology annotation, biological process: regulation of store-operated calcium entry. Lineage: Eukaryota; Metazoa; Chordata; Actinopteri; Syngnathiformes; Callionymidae. Gene Ontology annotation, cellular component: endoplasmic reticulum membrane. The record is from RefSeq and is a predicted model, not a curated record.
ACUGACGCAAUACGGAAGUCGAGUUUAUUUAACAGCGGAAGAGUUUCACUUCUUGUCUGAGUUACCGUGUCGUCUAACAGCCAGAAAUGACGAUUUGCAUCGUAACUGUUUUGUUGUUUUUGUGUGUAAGAAGCAGCCAGGGCUGGAAUGAAGCAGGAAGCGUGCUUCUCCGAGAUGUCCAGGUCCUGACCCUCUACAGGGACCGGUACACCACCGCCAGACGUUCAAGUCCAGUGCCUCAGCUCCAGUGUGUCGGAGGUUCUGCCGGCUGCCACGCCUUCACACCUGAGGUGGUCCAGUGCCAGAACAGAGGCUGGGAUGGAGUUGAUGUCCAGUGGGAGUGCAAGACUGACAUGGAUAGUGCGUACCGCUUCGGUCGCAUCGAGGUGAGCUGCGAAGGCUUCAGCAACCGUGAUGACCCCUAUGUGCUGAAGGGCUCCUGUGGCCUUGAGUACACGCUGGAACUGACCGAGGCGGGUCGGCGUGCAGGUCACCAGGGGUCCUGGAGUAGAUCAAAGGGAUUUGGAGGACUUGGAGACUUUGCCUCCAGCUUCUUCAGCGGGUUCUCUGGCAACAAGCAGCACCAUCAUCAGUACAAGCAGCAGAGCUACCCGGGGCACUCUGAAGACUCUGGGAGCCUGCUCGUCAUCGUGGUGCUGCUGGCCCUGGCCUAUGGUGUCUACAAGCUGUUCCUGAGUGGGAACACAGCCCAGGGGGAGCCUGGUUACCCAGGUGAUGAUCACAGCAGCUUCAGAGCUGGACCGCCUCCUCCUGGGUUCAAGCCCGACUUCACAGGACACUCUGGAGCGAAUCCAGGCUACGGCUUCAACAACUUCCAGGGACAAUAUUACCCACGAGGCCGUGCUGCUGGCGGCACAGGAGGCGGUUUCUGGACCGGCAUGGGGGCGGGGGGGCUGAUGGGGUACCUGUUUGGCCGGCAGAGGAAUCAGCCUUAUGGCUACCGUAGCAACAGUUACUAUGACUACAGAGACGCUCCCCCUCCUCCGCCGUCGUCCUCUGGCUCUCGCACUGCUUCAGGUUUCGGUGGCACUAAGAGAAGAUAGGACCACAGCGCCUCCUUGUGGUCGACUGUAGGCUCCUAGUUCUCUUUUUGUGAAAGAAUUUUAUUGACUUUUAUGCUUAAAUUGUGAAUUUCCA